Messenger RNA from Mycotypha africana, 1441 nucleotides. RefSeq lists its product as uncharacterized. The record is from RefSeq and is a predicted model, not a curated record. The coding region runs from base 1 to 1113 and encodes 370 amino acids. Lineage: Eukaryota; Fungi; Mucoromycota; Mucoromycetes; Mucorales; Mycotyphaceae. The transcript has a single exon.
AUGAUCUACACAGCUUCCAACACAACCAGCACUUUUCAUUCAUUCGACGCCUUUUCAUCAUCCAUAUCAUCUUCGAUCAAAUGGAAACGUAGACUUUCCAAAAUUUCUACCAUCAUUCAUCGUCCUCAACUUCAACCCCACCGAUGGGACCCUUAUCAAUAUCCUGCAUCCGCCACUGUCAUGGCUGCUGCCACCGAGAAAUUUGCGACUCGUCAUCACCCUAGUUAUGCUGACCAGUAUUCUAGCCAUAGUGCUGCUGCUGCUGCUGCUGCUGCUGCUGCUGCUGCCAAUAUCGAAAUCCAUUCGGAGGAUUUGACGGCUAGUCAAUUCGCAUUCAUGGCAGGCAUAAAGACACAUAAAAGACAGGAUUAUCAUCAUGCACUGUCGAAUACAACGCUGACAUCAGAGGAGAUAUAUACGGAUGACUCUGAUGAGGACGAAGAAGACGAAGAAGAACGUCUUAAGAAGCAUCAACUCAUCGGUAGGGUAGAACACUUUCAUACGACCACGGGCAACAUGGCCACUUGUGCUUCAUCCCAAAAAAGUGCACCUGUCCUACCCAACUCUGUGAUGAGAAUCUGGGAUUCCCAUUUUUGGCAGCAGCCAGAAAAUCAUCCUCAUCAGCAGAAGGAGGAGCAAACAACAACAACGACGACGACACAUAAGAACGAACGUAGUGUUGUCCCUCGUCCAGUAAACAACGAUGCCUGCUUUACGGCUUCUCUUACCAACAGCAUGCUUCCUUCUUCCUGUGAUAUACCCUCUUCAUCUUCUUCAUUCUCAUCCGCCUCGUUGAACAGCGUAGUACAAACGCAACCUUUAACUCGAAAUCAGUCAGCGCCCUGCAGUACGGCUGCUCACCAGCCUCCUCGUGGAUAUAGUAGGAUACAGAAAGGAAGAUUCCAGAUUAUUUGGGGUCAAGAGGCUGAAUUAGAAGAGCAGCAGCCACCCUUGUCGUCCUCUAUCACCGCUCCUUUACCAUGCACAUCAUCGACAUCAUGCCAAAGUAGCAAUACAAGGACGAAAAACUGCGUCGAAUGGAAGCGUAAAAGAGCCAGCAGUCAUGGCCAUACUACGACGACGACAACGACGGUGAUGACACCUUUGUCAUAGAAAAAUAACAUAUCAUUCCCCCUUUCAUAGCAUUUUCACUCAAGUCCAUCAUUUCGAUAAACCCUUUCGCCAUUUCUAAGAAAAAUGUGCAUUUCGUAUAUAAUUCCUACCUCUCAUUUUUUAUGAUUUCUAAAUACUCUAUGUAUAUACUAUGCUGCUUAUGCCCUGUUUCCCGCUAGCCUAACUGCCGUCUUUUUUUUUUUUUUUUCAAAAAAAAACUUUAUGAUGUCUAUAAAAUCUUACGUAUAUAUUAUUGCUUUGUUAUCUCUUUUUCCACUCUUUGACUCACGCGCACCCUCUACUCUCUUUUUUUUUUUUUUUUUUUUUU